UGAAGCCGAAUCUGAAAAUAACAGUUCUAUUAACCCAAAGUCGACUGUGGAUGUGGAAAUAAAAAUGCCAGGACUUCUGACGUGUGAGACCUGCAACGAAUUUAGUUGCACCGAAGCUACGCAGAUGAUUUUAGUUCUAGAUAUAGACAACGAUCAAGAACAUAGCAUAGACGGUCCAAAUUUAAUUGCCAUCGGUGACUAUGCCCAAAUAACUUGUCGUGGUUCUCGUUAUAAUUACACCGACGUGGUGUGGACGGAGAAGGACUAUGAAAAUUUAGAAUCCAUGCCAGAUAAAAUAAACGUUAGUCAAACUUCUACGAAAUUCUCAAAGCUGUCGAUACUUGAAAUAUUUGAUGCGAGUUACAAUGAUACUGGAGUUUACACCUGCACAUUUUAUAACAAGAGUGGAAAUGCUAGGAUGAUGAAUUACACGAUAACUGUACGAGAAGGUGUAGCCCCGUGUAUCACUUCAAAAAGUCAUUGGUUCGAAGAAGUAUUACUGGAAGAAACAGGCGAUGAUUUUCCAGACAGUAUAAAAGUAUGGAACCUAAAGUGUACCGUGGAGGGCGUACCGAUUCCAAAAUUGUCAUGGUUCAAGGACGACAAACUCCUCACGACCAGUGACAAAUACAAUAUUUCAAGCGAUAAUUCGGAGCUUCACAUUAUAAACUUCGUCGAUUCAGAUAGUGGACUUUACUCUUGUCGAGCGGAAAAUCGUCUCAACAAGACUUCUAAAGAAUUUUAUUUGACACCGGAUGAAACCCCCACCACGACUCAUACAAUUUGGUUAAGCGCGAUUUGCGCUCUCAUUUUAACCAUCGUCGUGGUAAUUAUUUAUGUGGUUUUAAAAGUGAGGCACGAAAGGCACAUGAGAAAACAAUUACAUGCGGAUGGACUUACGUACUUUGAAAACGGAGCGGUAGAGUGUCUGAAUCCAGACUUGACCGUCGAUGACCAAGCCGAGUUACUGCCUUAUGAUAAAAAAUGGGAAUUUCCGAGGGAACGAUUGUUCAUUGGCAAGCAACUUGGGAGCGGUGCAUUUGGGGUGGUAAUGCAAGCGGAGGCACACGGAAUAUCCUACAAAGAGGAAGUUACGACCGUUGCAGUAAAAAUGAUUCGACGAUCGGCUGACCCAAGUUACAUGCGAGCGCUUUCUAGCGAACUUAAGAUUAUGACGUACCUUGGACAACACUUAAAUAUCGUUAAUCUACUCGGAGCUUGCACGAAAAAUAUAAUCAGCAAACGUGAACUAUUCGUUAUUGUGGAGUUUUGUCGUUUUGGAAACCUGCACAACUAUUUGCAGACUCACAGAUCCGGGUUCAUUGAUCAAAUCGAUCCGACCACCAAAAAAAUUAAUCCAAAUAUCGGAUGUGAGCUUUUAGCAAAAUCGAAGCUCGCUUCGAAAUCUCAAUUUUCUCAGAGCGUAAGCACAUCCUCGUCCACUAGUUAUGCUAGUGACAGCGGCAGUGAACUUUUGGAAGUCCAUCUUCAAGGUACCAACUCCGAAGAUAUAGGAUAUGGUUCCAACGGCAGCAGGAUAGUCACAACUGAUCCAUUCCAGCCUGGUUGGCGAUCGAAUUAUCGUGGUGACUAUAAAGAAAAAAAAGUCAGGCUAAUUUGUACUCAAGAUUUGGUCUGCUGGGCUUGGCAAGUUGCACGUGGCAUGGAAUAUCUCAGUUCUAGAAAUGUUUUACACGGUGAUCUGGCAGCGCGAAAUAUCCUCCUUGCCGACGAUAACAUCGUUAAGAUUUGCGACUUUGGAUUGGCCAAAAAUAUGUACAAAGAUGAUAAUUACAAAAAACGAGGAGAUGGUCCUUUGCCGAUAAAAUGGAUGGCCAUCGAAUCCAUCAGAGACAAAAUAUUUUCGAUUAAAUCUGAUGUCUGGUCCUUUGGAAUAGUCUUGUGGGAAUUUUUUACAUUGGCUCGUACUCCUUAUCCUGGUAUAGAGGUUGGAACACAGUAUGUGAAAUUAAUCGAUGGCUACCGCAUGGAAAAACCGAUCUAUGCAACACAACAGAUAUAUGAUUUGAUGUUACAUUGUUGGAUGGGAAAGCCCACUUUGCGACCCGCAUUUUCCGAGAUCGUUGAAAUGCUUGGCAUGUUAAUGAUCGAUGGAAUAAAAAUGCACUAUCUCGAACUCGACACUCCGUACAUGGACAUGAACAUCCAGGCCUUGCAAAAUGGAGAAAUCGAUUUUUUGAAAAUGAUGUCCCUUCCCAGUUGUGGUGACGACGAUCCUGACGCUACCUUGCAAGUCCUUCCGAAUUCGGCUUAUGUGCCGAUGGCUGCAGUAACGCCAAAGAUCGAUAGAACUAGAAAUUUGAGCACGCACCAUGAAGUUGACGAAUUUUCUAUUGAAACUUCUGAAACAAAAAAGUUAGCUGACUACACUUCAGAUACUAAAUCUUCGGCAACUUUAGGGGCUGAGAAUUCACCCGCAGAAUCUAUUAAAUCUCGCGAUGAGAACGUGCAAUCUAUAGAGCAGGAUAGAGUUCCAGACAUAACGGAAGCGGAAUUAGAGUAUUUCAAUUACAUGAAAUCUCUACAUCUCCCUACCGCGAAGAAAUCGCCAAAUCUAACGGACGCAAUAACUUCAAAUUCGAAACAACCUGCAGCGGUCAACUUGCAGGAGAAUAAAAAUAAUACCAACGCGUCCGCUUCCUCGUCUAAUAGCGAGGAGAACAAUUAUUACGUUAAUAUACCGCGAUCAAAAUCCAAACAACUUGAACCCCACGAAAAUGCUGUUACUAAUCGUUAUUAUGAGAUGACGUCUGAGUUGUGAAAAAGGAAUCAUUUUCACAUUAUGAUAUCGUAGUUUAAGUAUUUAUUAUUUCUACCGCAUUGUGGGAAUUAACCAAAUUAAAAAAUGUAUUUUUAUUUAUCAAAAGUAUUCCACACUUAUUCUCGUCUUCGUGCAAAUCAAUGUUACAUGAGCCAAUGAGAAAUGAUUCGCUUUCGCAAAAGACUUAUUAUUAGCUCACGAAAUAACAUUGUUCAACGGGCCUAUCUCCGUGAAAAAAAUUCUUAGUGAAAAAUAAAAAGAGGAUUCAGCAGCUGAUAGAAUAAUGUAUUUCUGAAUUGAAACCGAUUUUAUAGAUUAAAAAAAUCCGCCUGCCUCAUGCGUGGCUUUGAAAUUCUUCUCAAAAAAUGAUUUGCGCGCAUCGAUCGCUUUACGGAGUUGUGCCGAAGAAGAAAGAUGAAAAAAAUCAUUUUUUUUGCAUGCAUCUAAAAGCAAAAGGUUCAAGCUUUAAUUUGACUCCAAUUUCGUUCAUCUAGGUGCUUUUUUCACAAAGUUAUGAGGGUUUGAAAAUCAACUAUUUUCGCGCAGGAGUCGAGUCGUUGCUUUAAAUCUGACACACCCUUAUGAAUGAAUUAUGAAUGAACAGCAGCAGCCAAUCAGCGUUUACUACGAAUUCCGUAGUAGAAGGGUUACGAAAAAGGGUUGAACUAUGUAAGUCAAAUUUGCAAUGUCGUUAAUGUAGGUCAGUUGA
Athalia rosae (coleseed sawfly) is the source of this 3491-nucleotide messenger RNA. Its product is annotated as vascular endothelial growth factor receptor 1-like. Bases 65 to 2782 code for a protein of 905 amino acids. The transcript is spliced from 13 exons. The record is from RefSeq and is a predicted model, not a curated record. Gene Ontology annotation, molecular function: transmembrane receptor protein tyrosine kinase activity; ATP binding. Lineage: Eukaryota; Metazoa; Arthropoda; Insecta; Hymenoptera; Athaliidae. Gene Ontology annotation, cellular component: signaling receptor complex. Gene Ontology annotation, biological process: positive regulation of kinase activity; protein phosphorylation; multicellular organism development.